AACUGUGUAAGUUGUAGUUUUAGUGAUAAGGGUACUUAUGAAAUAUUUAUGAGCGUGUAAGAGUUCCCGUGGGUUUAAGAUCGCCCCGUCGUUGCGGGUUUUUGUGUUAGUUUUUGCUUUCAAUAUAUCCGAUCCAAUAUGAAUCGCACACAUUUAAAAACUAUGAUCAGGAUGCUCUCCUCUGUACCAGUUGUUCCUCGUGUCAGUAUUAUUGGAGCUGGAGCAGCCGGCUUUUAUGCAGCCAUGCACUUGUCUAAAAACGUUGCUAAUAUUCAGAUUGACUUAUUAGAAAAGCUACCUGUACCUUUUGGAUUAAUAAGAUAUGGCGUAGCUCCAGAUCAUCCAGAAGUGAAAAAUGUGAUCAAUCAGUUCACUAAAGUGGCCCAACACCCGAAUGUUAACUUCUAUGGAAACGUAACACUUGGGAAAGAUGUGUCUUUAAAUCAACUAAGACAACAUUAUGAUGCUGUAUUACUGUGUUAUGGAGCAGAUGAAGAUAAAGCACUAGGUAUUGAAAAUGAAGACGCCCAAAAUAUUAUUGCUGCUAGAAAUUUUGUUGGAUGGUAUAACGGUUUUCCUAAUGACAAAGACUUGAAGGUAGAUCUAUCUGGUCAUACAAUGGCUAUUUUAGGGCAAGGUAAUGUAGCUUUAGAUGUAGCAAGGAUAUUAUUAUCACCUAUAGAUGAACUGAAGAAAACGGACAUAACAGAACAUGCUCUUGAAAUUAUAUCUGAGUCUAAAGUAAAAGAAAUUUAUCUCAUUGGAAGAAGAGGUCCAUUGCAAGUAGCUUUCACUAUUAAGGAACUAAGAGAACUACUUAAACUUAAGAAUUGUAAAACUCUCUGGAGAGAACAAGAUUUCAAAGGAGUUUCAGAAAUAGUUGGAAAUUUGGGCAGGCCAAGAAAAAGGCUUACAGAAUUGAUGUUAAAAUCUUUACAGGAACAAAAUCAAGAAGGUUUCAUAGCUGAUCAAGGACUUAAAUAUUUCAAGCCAAUAUUCUUCAGAAGUCCUAUUAAGUUCCUGAUCAGUGAUAAAAAGUUGUCAGGAAUUAAAUUGAGCUGUAACAAGCUUGUUGGAGAUACAUUUGAUGACCAGAGAUGUGUACCUAAUGGUGAAGUGGAGGAGUUAGAUUGUAGCUUAGCCUUGAGAAGUAUAGGAUAUAAGAGUAUUCCAGUAGAUAAAGAACUUAUAUUCACUUCAUAUGGCACAAUAGCAAAUAACAAGGGGAUUAUUAUUGAUAAUAGUUGUCAUUCAACUGACUUGGGUAAAUUAUAUGUAGCUGGUUGGCUUGGAACAGGCCCUAUUGGUGUUAUAUUACACACAAUGGGUAAUGCGUUUCAAGUAGCAAAGGUUAUGUGUGAAGAUCUAAAAAUCCUAAAUAAUUCAAAACCUAAAGGUGGUUUUGAGGAAAUACGAAAAAUAGUUACUGAAAAACAUAACCUGAUAGUAGACUGGCAUGGUUGGGAAAAAAUUAACCGAUAUGAAAUUGAACAGGGCAAAAUGAAAGGAAAACCAAGAGAAAAGAUAUGUACUAUUCAAGAAAUGUUAGAAGUUGCUUUUAGGUAAUAUGAAUCAGUAAUAAAUUAUUUUGAGAAGAUGACAUUGAAAUAUUAGAAAUCUAUAAUACAAUGUAAUCAUAAUACCACAAGACUUAUUUUUUAAAGAUACUUCUAUUGAAGUCAUAUCACUACACUAAGU
Molecule: messenger RNA, 1698 nt
Organism: Diatraea saccharalis (sugarcane borer)
Lineage: Eukaryota; Metazoa; Arthropoda; Insecta; Lepidoptera; Crambidae
Source: the annotation of a GenBank genome assembly